Messenger RNA from Aplosporella prunicola CBS 121167, 3092 nucleotides. Its product is annotated as glycoside hydrolase family 35 protein. Gene Ontology annotation, cellular component: vacuole. Gene Ontology annotation, molecular function: beta-galactosidase activity. The record is from RefSeq and is a predicted model, not a curated record. The transcript is spliced from 8 exons. Gene Ontology annotation, biological process: carbohydrate metabolic process. Lineage: Eukaryota; Fungi; Ascomycota; Dothideomycetes; Botryosphaeriales; Aplosporellaceae. Bases 9 to 3092 code for a protein of 1027 amino acids.
CGCCCAUCAUGAAGUUCGGCGCCGGCUUGCUGGUGCUGGCGACCCUGGCCUCCCAGACUCUGGGUCUGGCCAUUGGUGGGAAGCCGCAUCAAAUGAUUAAGCCUUACAAGCGUGAGCUACUGCAGGAUAUCGUCACUUGGGACGAACACUCGCUCUUCGUGAAUGGAGAGCGCAUCGUUUUCCUCAGUGGCGAGUUCCACCCUUACAGACUUCCAGUCCCUUCUCUGUGGCUUGAUAUCUUCCAGAAGAUUAAGGGUCUGGGCUUCAAUGGCGUCUCAUUCUACGUUGACUGGGCCCUGCUCGAAGGCAAGCCUGGCGAGUUCAGCGCCGAAGGAAUCUUCGCCUGGGAACCCUUCUUCGAAGCUGCAACCCAAGCUGGUAUCUACUUGAUUGCACGACCUGGUCCUUACAUCAAUGCUGAAGUCUCUGGUGGUGGAUUCCCGGGCUGGCUCCAAAGGAACCAGGGUAUUCUGCGCACCAACCAAACGGAGUAUCUGGAGGCUACGGACCUAUACGUCCAGUCCAUCUCAGAGAUCAUCGCCCCGUACCAGAUCACCGAAGGCGGCCCUGUCAUUCUGCUGCAGCCAGAGAACGAGUACAGCGGUGCCACCGAUGACAUCAAGUUCCCUGACCCUGACUACAUCGCGUAUGUCGAGGAGCAAUACAGGAAAGGAGGAUUUGUGGUGCCCACCAUUGCCAAUGAUGCCGGCACCAACGGAUACCUUGCACCAGACACGCCCUCUGGCUUCGACAUCUACGGCCACGAUGGCUAUCCGCUGGGCUUUGAUUGCGCGAACCCGUACACUUGGCCAGAUGGCAAGCUUCCUACGAACUGGCGGUCGGUACAUCUGGCGACGAGCCCAGAGACCCCUUAUUCGAUUGUUGAGUUCCAAGGAGGUGCCUUUGAUCCCUGGGGCGGCCCUAGCUUCGGCCAAUGUGAAAUCUUGCUGAACAACGAAUUUGAGCGUGUCUUCUACAAGAACAACUACGGCUUCGGUAUUACGUUGUUCAACAUCUACAUGAUCUUCGGUGGAACUAACUGGGGCAACCUGGGGCACCCGGGAGGCUAUACUUCCUAUGACUACGGCUCAGUCAUCAAGGAGAACAGAGUCAUUGAUCGUGAGAAGUACAGCGAGUUGAAGCUUCAGGGCAACUUCAUCCAGGCUUCUCCGGCUUACUUGACUGCCGUUCCUGCCAAUGGUACCACCAACGGAACGUUUACUGGAAACCCUGCGCUCACUGUCACCCCUCUGUUUGGGGAGAAGACCAACUUCUUCGUCAUCCGUCACUCGGCCUACAACUCUCUGGACUCCACGAGCUACAGGAUCACGCUUCCGACCAGCGCCGGAAACAUCACCGUCCCGCAGCUCAACGGCACUCUUUCCUUGAACGGUAGAGACUCGAAGUUCCACGUCACCGACUACGACGUCGGCGACUACAACCUUCUCUACUCCACCGCGGAGAUCUUCACGCAAAAGAAGUACGACGACAAGACCGUGUUGGUCGUGUACGGUGGUCCAGAGGAACUUCACGAACUGGCUUUCUCCGAUGCCACGGGCGCCAAGCUCGUCGAGGGCUCCGGCGUGACCAUUGCGUCGAAGAAUGGCGCAACUGUCCUGAACUGGAAGACCACGACCUCGCGCAGGAUCGUUAAGGUGGAAGACGACCUCUAUGUCUACAUCCUUGACCGUAACUCGGCUUAUGACUACUGGGUUGUUUACCCUGCUGAUGGCUCGUCGACUCCUUACACCGGCUCCGCGAAGAGCAAUGCAAAUGGUCUCAUCGUCCAAGCCGGAUACCUCUUGCGCAACGUUACUGUCAGCGAUGGCACGAUCGCACUCGUGGGCGAUGUCAACGCCACCACCCCCGUCGAAAUCAUCGGCGGUGCAUCAUCGUCUCUCAAGACCUUGACCUUCAACGGCGAGCCUAUCCCCUUCAACCAGACCGCCACCGGUUCCGUCCUCAGCAGCGUCAGCUACGACGUGCCCAACUUCGACCUUCCAGACCUCAGCACCGUCACCUGGAAAUACCUCGACACGCUCCCCGAGAUCACGGACGACUACUCCGAUGACGCAUGGAAUGAGGCCUCGCUCACAGAGACCAAGAACACUCUCCGCAAGCUGACGACGCCCACAAGUCUCUACGGCAGCGACUACGGCUACCACACGGGCACGCUGCUCUUCCGCGGGCACUUUACAGCCACGGGCGCCGAGAAGACGCUCUACGUAUCGGCGGAGGGCGGGUCAGCGUUCGGCUUCUCCGCUUGGCUCAACGGAACCUUCCUCGGCUCCUUCGCCGGGUACGACGCCGCGUCGAUAGGCAACGCGACAUUCACGCUGCCGACCGGCCUCGAGGCCGAGGCGCACUACGUCAUCACAGUCGUGGUAGACAACAUGGGCCUGAACGAGGACUGGACCGUCGGCACGGACGAGAUGAAGAACCCACGCGGCGUGCUUGCGUACGAACUCGACGGCCACGACGACCAAGCCGACGUCACCUGGAAGCUGGCCGGCAAUCUGGGCGGCGAGGACUUCAAGGAUAAGACGCGCGGGCCGCUGAACGAGGGCGGCCUGUUCGCCGAGCGCAACGGCUUCCACCUCCCCGGCGCGCCGAGCGAGGACUGGGAGGACGCGCCGGCCGGCGGCCCGCUGGCUGGCAUCGACGAGCCGGGCGUCGCGUUUUACGCUACGAGUUUCGACCUCGCCCUCCCGUCGGGCUGGGACAUUCCGCUGUCGUUUGUGUUCGGCAAUGCGUCUGAGGCGUCGGCCUCUGCUUCUGCUUCUGCUUCGGCGCAGAAGGCUAAUGGCACCGCGUCCGCGACGGCGGCUUAUCGCGUCCAGUUCUUCGUCAACGGUUUCCAGUUCGGCAAGUACGUGCACAAUGUCGGCCCACAGGAUGCGUUCCCCGUCCCGCCCGGCGUGCUCGACUACAGUGGGCCGAAUUACGUCGCGCUGAGCUUGUGGGCGCUCGAGGAGGGUGGGGCGAGGCUUGAGAGCUUGGAGUUGGUUGCUGGCACGCCGGUUAAGAGCGGGUUUGGCGAUGUGGCGGUCUUGGAUGUCAGCCAGUGGAGUGAGCGGGAGGGAGCAUUUUAG